This is a messenger RNA of Brettanomyces nanus, 648 nucleotides long. RefSeq lists its product as uncharacterized. The transcript has a single exon. NCBI's taxonomy places the organism in Eukaryota, Fungi, Ascomycota, Pichiomycetes, Pichiales, Pichiaceae. The record is from RefSeq and is a predicted model, not a curated record. Bases 1 to 648 code for a protein of 215 amino acids. Gene Ontology annotation, molecular function: protein phosphatase inhibitor activity. Gene Ontology annotation, biological process: regulation of signal transduction.
AUGCCAGAAACUAAAGGAAUUCUCAAAAAUGCACCAAGGGAUGCCACUUAUAAAAAGGAGCCCUCCAAUGAGUUGGAUGUUGAGAAGGCGAAAUUUGAUAGACAGAAAGUGAUUGAGAACACGCGGAUGAACUCAAAAUUGACGGCCCUUAACGCAGAACAGGGUAAUAUUAUAAGACAAAGACUUGCGCACCAAGCGAAAAUUAGGGACCACCAACUGGCGGAAGAGGCCGCUAAGGUACUAGAUGAAGAUCAUUUAAAGUGGGAUGAGAAGAACAUUUUACUCAACGAACAAGAAAAAAGUGCCACUAUGAAGAUUGAUGAACCCAAGACGCCAUACGAAGGAGGAUUCAACCCAAACAACGAAUAUUACAGGCCGGAUGAAGACGAUACGACAGGGGAGUAUGAAAUGGGAGAGAUAAAUCUAGGAGAGGGAGUUGCUGACGAUAAAAAUGUGGUUCCUAACGAUACCAUCGAGGUUGUUGAACCAGAGGUCGACGAGUCGGUAGAAAAGUUAGUCGACCCGUCGACUGAAGAACUCACGCCGGAGGAAAAACACCGGAUUUUUGAACUGAAGAGAAAGCAACAUUACCAUAUGAAAGGCAGUGUACUUAAAGAGCACCCGUUACCGACGGAAAAAGCGGAAUAA